UAAUGAUGGAUUGGGACGUAUAGGAAGUUUGGAUACUGAAUUGUAAAAUUUUAAAAUUCGGCGAAUUUUCCUUUUUUUUUUUCACGGAAGGAGCUCUUCUUCUCCAUUUUCAGCAUAAAGAAUCUAUCUGUAUACAUCUCUGCUUUUGUUGCGUUGAUGGUCUUGAAGCUCUCAACGGUUAAUUUUGGUUUGACCCUGAAGCAUAAACUCAAUAUUUGGCUGCCAUUCAUUCCGUUCCAAAAGCAGUUAUCCACGUACCCUGAGCACCAAAAGUUGAUUUCUCUUCUGAAAUGCUACAACCGAACCUUGGAAAUCUCUCAGAUCCAUGCCAGCAUGAUCAAGGUCGGACUAGACCUCAUACCUUUUCCUGUAAGCAAGCUUCUUGCCUCUUGCAUAUUCAACAUAGAUUAUGCUGCGUCCAUCUUCAACCAAAUCCGCAACCCAAAUCCGUUUAUGUUUAAUACUAUGCUAAGAGCUUAUUCCAUCAGUGAAGAUCCAAAGCGUGCCCUUUUGCUCUUCAAUUCCAUCCGGGCUCAGGCGAUCUUGCUCGAUCAGUUCUCCUUCAUCUCCGCACUGAAAGCAUGUGCACGUGGAUUAGCCAUUCGGACCGGCCAAGGGAUUCAUGCACUUGUGGUCAGGUGUGGAUACGGGUUUCUAAUCAAUGUAAGAAAUACACUCCUGCACCUAUAUUGUGUCUGUGGGCGGAUUGAAGAUGCGCACCAGUUGUUUGAUGAGUUUCCUGAACAAAGAGAUUUGGUUUCUUGGAAUGCUUUGAUGGGUUACUAUCUCCAUACAUCUCAACCGUCUGUUGUGAGGGACUUGUUCAUACAAGUGCAUAAGGGUGGCUUCGUUGUCAGCACCACCACAAUUGUGUGUGCUUUAUCAGCUUGUAGUGAUUUGAGAAAUUUCUACGGAGCAGAAUCUCUCCAUGGUCAUUGCAUCAAGAGAGGCUUUUGUUCGGAUCUGAAUGUGGCUACCGCUAUCAUUUCCAUGUAUGCCAAAACUGGGCACAUGGAUUCGGGACGGCUCAUCUUUGAUGAACUCCCUAAGAAAGAUGUCGUUGCAUGGAACUGCAUUAUUGACGGGUAUGCUAAAAGUGGCCGUUUGGAAGAAUCAUUGACUCUUCUACGGUUGAUGAAAGUUGAGGGAAUAGUACCCAACUCAGCUACAUUGGCAGGAUUGCUCGUCGCUUGUGCCUCCAGGGGAUCUCUUGCCAUAGGAGAAUGCAUCUAUGAGUACAUAACAGAGGAGAAACUAGAGUUGGAUGCUGUUCUGGGAACGGCUCUUAUAGACAUGUUCUCAAAGUGUGGAUUCCUACAAAUGGCAAUUAAUAUUUUUCACAGGAUGGAAACUAAAGAUGUGAAAACUUGGACAACUCUUAUCGCUGGUUAUGGUGUUCAUGGGCAAGGAAGAAAUGCUGUUCAGCUUUUAAACGAGAUGGAGGCGAAGGGGGUAAUGCCUAAUGAAGUCACCUUCUUGGCAGUGCUAAAUGCUUGCAGCCAUGGAGGUUUGGUGGUGGAGGGUAAGAAGUGCUUUGAAAGGAUGGUUCAAAAAUAUGGCUUUUCACCCUCUAUCGAACACUAUGGAUGUAUGAUUGACCUCUUGGGUCGUGCAGGGUUACUAGAUGAAGCCUAUGAACUAAUCAAAAGGUUGACCAUUCAGGUGGACUCUAUUGCAUGGCGUGCAUUACUUGCAGCAUGUAGGGUCCAUGGAAAUGUUGAAUUGGGAGAAGCUGUUAGGAGAGAGUUGCUUAAAUUCAACAAUGAACAUCCUACGGAUUCAAUGCUUCUAUUGAGUACUUACACUCUUGCCGGGAGGUGGAGCAAUGUUGCGAGAUUGAGUCAGUCAAUUGAAGAAGAUAAGGCGAAGAGGAAGGAAGUAGGAUGCAGUUCCAUUGAGAUGGAUGUCAAUUUUUGAACAGUGAGGAAACAUGAAAGGGAUUUGGGGAGGAAUAAAAGGGAUGCCGUUGAACCUUGAAACCAGAGUCUGGAUCUGCAGCACUUUUUUCCAGUGCACUGAACCCUGAAACCAGAUGGAUGUCAAUGUCCUUCCAUUUGGUAUCCUAUCAGCCCAAGGAGAGAGUUUUCAGGCCUUGUAAAAUCUCCAACAUGUGUCUGUUCGUGGACAUUUGGAACUUCGAAUGGCACAUUCUUUCGUCACGUUGGGCCAAAUUUUUUCUGAUCCGACACGUUUGGGAUCCCACAUGAUUGGGUUUCAUAACCCGUUGUACACACCUUGUUUUUAGCUGAUUCAUAGUGAACCACCACAAGGCUGUUAAAAUUUAUCAGGUCAACUUUGCAGUUCGGGAGCACACAAGUCAUCCAUUCAAUCUGUAGCUUUUUUAUGCUUUUAUUGUAGUUUUUUGUUUUUAAUUUAAUUACUUUUACCAACUCUUGGAUCGAUUUGGUAGUUUAUUGAGUUUUUUCUCAUAGUUUUACCUGAUUCAGGGUAUUUGUAAGGAAUCCUGGAUGCAAGCUGAAUCAGUCAAUGAGCAUUCUAUCAUAGCAGAACCCAUGGGGUUAGGUUUGCUAGAUUCAGCUCCAAAUCAGAGGGUGAAAGUGUGGUGGUUCAGGGUAUUUGUAAGGAAUCCUGGAUGCAUGCUGAAUCAGUCAAUGAGCAUUCUAUCAUAGCAGAAUCCAUGGGGUUAGGUUUGCUAGAUUCAGCUCCAAAUCAGAGGAUAAGGGCGAUGGUAUGAAAAGUAUGAUGUGGGAGCAUAUGGUUUUGUUUCUGUUACUAAUUCAAGUAUUCUUGUUACUGCCGUAGGUGAAAGUGUGGUGGUUCAGCACUAGUCUUGAGAUGGAGUGGACAGCUAUUUUGAAAGCUACUCUUUUCGCUUAUGAACAGGGUGGCAGAAAUUACAAAUUAUGUUUGAUUCUCAUCUGUGACUAAAGCUUUAGUUGAUGACACUAUAAAUAUCCCCUGCAAGUAUUUGGCUAUUGUGGAUGA
Nelumbo nucifera (sacred lotus) is the source of this 2946-nucleotide messenger RNA. Lineage: Eukaryota; Viridiplantae; Streptophyta; Magnoliopsida; Proteales; Nelumbonaceae. The record is from RefSeq and is a predicted model, not a curated record.